This is a messenger RNA of Pseudopodoces humilis (Tibetan ground-tit), 627 nucleotides long. The record is from RefSeq and is a predicted model, not a curated record. NCBI's taxonomy places the organism in Eukaryota, Metazoa, Chordata, Aves, Passeriformes, Paridae.
CAAUUGGUUUCCGUGGAAAAACUUCCCAAGUACGCCCAGGCCGGGUUUGAGGGGUUCAAAACCCUCAACAGGAUCCAGAGCAAGCUGUUCCGGGCGGCGCUGGAGUCGGAUGAGAACCUGCUGCUCUGCGCUCCCACGCGUUUGGCCACCUACGGGAUCACGGUGGCCGAGCUGACCGGGGACCACCAGCUGUGCAAGGAGGAGAUCAGCGCCACGCAGAUCAUCGUGUGCACGCCCGAGAAGUGGGACAUCAUCACCCGCAAGGGCGGAGAGAGAACCUACACCCAGCUGGUGCGGCUGGUCAUCCUGGAUGAGAUCCACCUCCUCCACGACGACCGCGGGCCCGUGCUGGAGUCCCUGGUGGCCAGGGCCAUCAGGAACAUCGAGAUGACGCAGGAGGACGUGCGGCUGGUGGGGCUCAGCGCCACCCUGCCCAACUACGAGGACGUGGCCACCUUCCUCCGCGUGGACCCCGCCAAGGGCCUCUUCUACUUCGACAACAGUUUCCGACCGGUCCCUCUGGAGCAGACUUACGUGGGAAUCACGGAGAAAAAAGCGAUCAAGCGUUUCCAGAUCAUGAACGAGAUCGUCUACGAGAAAAUCAUGGAGCACGCCGGGAAAAAUCAG